AUGAUGGAAUACGGAAGAACGCGCAAAGGGCCGCUGCCUGGAGGUCGCCAGGGCGCGUCUGGAGCUGGCGCUGGACGCGGCAGCAUGCGAACCGCCAGCCGAGCGCGAGGUGCUGCACGACCACCCAGCAGCCCCUCGCAUCCAUCAUCCCCACCAGCUGGCUUGGUGUCGGCAGGGUCUUCGCGGGCCCAGCAAUCGGCACCCGCCUCUGGUGGAGUACGCCGCAUGCGUUGGACAACCCAGAUGAACAGCAACGCAUUGCGGGCGUAUUUUGGGGCGAAAGGGGGAGAAACUGGAUGUUUGGCGUAUCGGGCUAGGAUGCAUCGUCUUUUUGCUGAGCUGGAGCCAUCUUUAACCGUCACAGAGCAAAACCUGGCAGACCGAGUUCGGUAUAUCUUGCGCUCAAAUAUAUUUGAUGUCGCCGAACUCGAACGGCUACGACGUGAGGCUGUUCCCUCGUCGGAUGAGAAUGCUACGGCUGAGGAUGCGGCGCCACAAAUGGUAGAGCAACCCGCAAACGUGGAUGCCGCCGUGAAUACCCCAGUUGUGGUUGAUUCAAACGAUGAUGGAACAGUCGCCCAGGAACUGGAAUUAGAGCAUAUGAGGAGUACAUUGGAAGAGGCGAUUGUGGAAACGCGCAGUACGCCUCUCGAAAAUCGACCGCGACUUCCCCGCAUAGCCCUAAGCAAGCGGAAUCGGGCUGUCGUGAGGGCUCUGAACCCAAUGCUGGUGACCUAUUUGGAAGCCAGCCGGGACCUUUGCGAGACGGACUCAAUUCUUUUUGGCGCCGCGCUGGCAGUCUGCCGUAUCAUAGGCGCCAAGGUUUCCACGGCUGGACGCGCUACUGGCCAUAGUAGCGCUAUCCCAGCAUGGAGAAGAAGAAUUGAGGAACGUAUCGCAAAGGCUAGAGCUCUCAUCGGCAGACUGAUAUGCUUCAGAUCAGGCAACAACAGGCCAAGAAUUGUGCGCACCGUCAGGAUGGCGUUUGCUGGGACAAAUGUCAGUUUGUCCCAGCCGGAUAUAACGCAAAAACUGACGGAGCGCAUAGAUGAUCUGAAGCAGAGAAUCGCUGCUUGGGGAAAACGGAUUCGGCGAUAUACCGAGAGGUCGACACGGUUCAACCAGAAUCGUCUCUUCCAGAGUGAUCAGAAGAGGCUCUAUGAAUCAUUGGAGCGACCAAUGGUAAGUGGAACGGGUCCAGCACCGAAUCAGGCCGACACUGUAGCAUUCUGGCGCGGCCUGUGGUCAGAGCCCGUAAACCACAGCGAGGGCCCUUGGACGGAAGUUGUGGCGAGUCAGUGUGCGGGUAUUACGCCCAUGGACCCCGUCAUCAUAACGCCGGAUGACGUAGCUGAGGCGGUCCGUAGGGCCCCGAACUGGAAAAGUCCGGGGCUUGACGGGCUGCAUCACUACUGGCUGAAGGGGUUCAUGGUGUGUCACUCUGUGCUUGCCCGACAGUUUCAAGAGGCUCUCAACCAGAAGUCGCUCCCAAGCCUCAUCACUACUGGGAUCACUCAUUUGGUUCCUAAAGACCAGGGUGCAAUUAUUGUUACAACACCUCAGUCAGCAGCUCUACAAGUUACAAAACGAGGUGUUAACAUGUUUGAAAAAUUAAAAGUUCCUAUAAUUGGCCUGGUGGAGAACAUGUCUCAUGCAAUGUGUCCAAAAUGUGGUACCAAAAAUUUCAUAUUUGGUAAUGAAACUAAAAAGACUGCUGAUGAAAUGGGCCUUGAGAUCAUCGAAAGUUUCGAAGUUGAUUCAAACAUGUCGGAAUGUAUAAAUAGUGGUAAGCCAGCGAUAUAUGCACUUCCCGACAGCAUCCAUGCAGAGAAGUAUAGGCAAUUAGCAAACAAAGUGUUCAAGUAUAUAGCCAAUAAGGAUAAUAAGCAGGUGAAAGCUAAGGAGCAGUAG
Parnassius apollo (apollo) is the source of this 1911-nucleotide messenger RNA. NCBI's taxonomy places the organism in Eukaryota, Metazoa, Arthropoda, Insecta, Lepidoptera, Papilionidae. The record is from the annotation of a GenBank genome assembly.